Molecule: messenger RNA, 3003 nt
Organism: Drechmeria coniospora
Lineage: Eukaryota; Fungi; Ascomycota; Sordariomycetes; Hypocreales; Ophiocordycipitaceae
Exons: 3
Coding region: 1-3003 (1000 amino acids)
Cellular component (GO): cytosol
Source: RefSeq, a predicted model, not a curated record
AUGGAGGAACCGGCUUCGCAGGAGGCGCUGGCCCGCCUGGCCGAACUCUCGGCUCCCGCGCCCGCACAGGACAAGGCCAGCGAACGGCAGGGGGAGACGAUCGAGGAGCGUUGCUUCUCGGCUGCGCUCAUCUGCCUCGAAGCGCACUUCAGCCGGUCGCCGGCCAUGGGUCCUCUCACGAUAACUCGGGUGAACUCGAUGGUGUCAAAGACUCUGGAAAAGACGCAUACGCUACGGGCAACCAGAGAGUCCUUGUCACGCAACGUUGGCAUCUGGAUCUGGCUCACCAAGAUUUUUGCCGCUGCCAUCCCCUGUCUCACCACCCGAUCCGUGGGCCCCCUGGCGAGCCUGGACGACCCCGAGAAAGGAGUGUCUCCGCAGGAGAGCACGGCGCUCAUCGUCAUGAACCACGCGACCAUCAAGGAGGACUUGGGGACGCUCAUCAAGCUCAUGCACAUCGCCAGGAACCUCCUCGUCAACGCCGAGCCAGAGGUUCCGCAGGACUUGUGCGCCGCCGUCCAUUUUGACCAGAUGGUCUACCAAACCAUCAUCCUCUGCGUCAACGUCACAAGCAAGGGGUAUGAUGGCGAGAUUCUAGACGAGGCGCAGCGGGUGAAGCUUGCCGACAUCACCGAGCUAUACAAGAAACUCCUAGUAACGUCGCUUCAACAAGCCCACAAUUGGACGGCGAAGCAUGAUCGAAACAAAACAUCUUUCUGGUUCGACGUACUCUUCGACGACGAGGUCGGUCGGUACCUCGGGCCCGACGAGGGCAUCGGAGACGGCCCAGGCUUCCGGCCCGAAGUCGCCAAGAAGCAGGUGCAGAACUGGCUGGACCGCAACUCCAAAAUGUGCGAACCGGCUCGCAAGCUGCUCCGGGAAUAUGCCGAAAAUCACGCGCUGAGCCCUCCGGCAACCCUGGGGCCCAUCCGUCCUUUGGCCUGGAAUUGGCUGCCAAACGACACGGCCCCUCGUCCCAUAGACCGGGUCGAGGGUGUCGAUAAGAUCCACCCCGUCUGGAAACCGGGCGAAAGGGACGCGGCUGCCCAGGAUCGAGCCUACGGCCGCGUGUCCAGAGAGAUCGACACCUGGUGGCUUCGCGCCCGCGACCCCAACUACGAGGCGUGGGUCAUCGGCAUGCCGUCGGUCGAGUUUGCCCAGUCGCGGACCGAGCAUUGCAAGAACAAUCUGGUCCACCGGUACGCCCACUCCUACCGAGGCGAGCAUUCACCGCCCCCGGAGGUUGUCGAGGAGGAUCUAUCCGAGCACGAGCACUGCCAUUGCCCCGAGUGCCACGGGUGCCACCACGACGACCAUCAACAUGAGGACGAAGCCGACGACGAAGACGAGCAUGACGACGAAGACGAGCACGAAGACGAGCAUGAGCAUGACCACGACCACGACCACGACCACGAUCACGAUCACGACCACGAACACGAACACGACCACGGCCAUGACCACGGCCACGAACACGAGCACGACAACGAGGACGAUCACGGCCACGAUGACAAGUUGGAGGCGUGUGGUCAUCACCACCAUCACCACGAUCACGAUCACGAGUACGCGCACGACUACCCAGACGAUCUGAUGGACGACGACGCCGACGACGACAUCUCUUACGGCGAGGGGCCCUUGACCGGCUUGCUGACCGAGGUACCCAACAUCCUGGACCCGAAGCAGAUCGAAGCGCUGCACAUGAUUGUCAAGUCCUGCAUCCUGGACAACGCGGGCUCCGGUCUCUCCAGCGCGGGCGAGAACUUGCAAAAGACCCGAUGUCGCAUGUUCCUCGCCCUCGACUGCGGCAAGAGCUUGCUGAGGGAGUUGCUCGUCUUCAUCGCCGUCUGGGACAAGGACGAGCAGUCGUUGAUCUUCCAAGUCACGACGCAGAUCAUCGAGGCGCUCCACCACAGCGCCUUGAUUCCCUACGCCUGGAAUUCGCUGCGGAUACCAAAGGACAUCGUCUCGCCAGCCCAAACGGUGCUGCUGCGGCUCGUCAACCACAUGUUCCGCGCGCGAAGCCACAACGCGCCGUCGCAGGAGGCCAAGGAUAACACGAGGGACAUCAAGCUCGUGCACUUCUUCUUCAGCUUCUUCCGCAGCCGCAUCGUGCCCGAGUGCGCCGCCCUCAUGCACCUGCAGGCUCAGAUACGCGAGCAGCAGGUCGACCCGGCCGAGUUCCCCGUCGACAGCUGGGACAUGGAACGCGCCAAGGAUGGCCUGGCGCAGUACCUCGACUUCCUCACCACCGUGGCCGAGAUGCCGAGCAUGAGGCCGAAGCUGGUCCAGUGGGUGGCCGUGUACGACCUCAUCACCAUCCUCAGCGGCCUUGAGGCCGGCGUGCAGAAGAAGGCGCUGAUCGAGCUGCCGAAGCGAGCGCCGGCGGGCGAGGGCGGGUCGGCGUUGGUCGAGCGGCCGUACGCGACAUCGUCGGAGGUCCCAUCGCCGCCGCCGCCGCCGCCGCCGCUGACGGAGCCGGCGUACAGGUUCCCGUGGUCGGGCAUCAAGGGGCAAAUAUUCACCAUCAUCGCGACGCUGCUGCAGCCGCCGGCGGGGCAGAGCAGCCCGGGAAAUGCCGAGGUGCAGAUGCAGAUGGUCAACUACAACGGCAUCGUGCCGCUCCUGAACUGCUGCGCGUACGACGACCACAACCCGUACGCGAAGGAGCGGGUCACCAUCUGCCUCAAGUGGCUGCUCGACGGCUGCGAGGCGGCCAACACCUUCUUCCGCGAGCUCGUCAGCAUGGCGCCGCAGCCGAACCUCAAGCCACCGGCGGGCGGCACGACGGUGUCGACGAUCAAGGUGGACGGAAUCGAAGGCGAAGUCAAGGUGCAGGUGCGCUCGAGCUCGCACGCCGACGUUCAGCUCGAGGGUCGAGAUGGAGGCGGUGGCGGCGAAAACAAGAGGGACAUGGACGCAGACUUCUUGGAGCGCGCCGCCUCGCUCAGCCUCGGCGCGGCCCCGGUCGCGUCGCGAGGCAGCAUCGAGGAUGACUUUAUGGCGUGA